UAAACGAUGAUAGACCUACAUACUCGACUAACAUAACGAGUUUAGUAAAAUGGUUAUCAAUUGAUAUUCGAUACGUGGUGAAAGUCUUCGCAUUUGCUUUUCAAUUUUUUGGCUAGACAUGUUUUUUUUUAUGAGAGUGAACGUAAAUAAAUGUAUUUUUUAUUGGGCAAAAUGUAAUUGAUGUAUUACGUUACCGGUGAUGCAAUUGCAGCGAUGAAUUUUGAACUUGUUUGAAUUUUAUUCACUCGCCGUGCUAUUUUUACAAAAUAUACAUGUGUCGCGAGGUAGAUUGUGGCAAGAAUGGACGCACGCCAUUUUCCGUCACAGGGCUGUUUAUAUUAAUACAGGACAUUGCAUGUUCUCGCUGCGAGGGAAACGACAUUUCCGCGCGACAGGUAAUUUGCUAUUCCGCUUUAGAAUUAGCUGACUAAUUGCCACGGGUUUACGAUGAGAACGAAUUCAAAGCUCGAUAGGGAUACACCGCGUAUACGUAUCACAACACGUGUAACGCUUUGCCCAAUGAGUUUCAUGCGUGAAUAAUUUUCGCCGCUCCAGCUUUCGUAUUUAUCGUACGUUAAUCUUAAUAUUAACAAAUUAAUGAAACGCAGACCGUGAACGUGACAAAAUUCGCGUUAAGUUGUACUUUGUGACAACAGUGAUAACGAUCACCGAAACUACGCGAACCCCAAGAGGGGUUUAUUAUCGUCGAUUUAAACAUGACAUCGAAGCAUCUCGACUUAUCAUUGAGACUACUAACGGAUAACGCUCGAACGCGCUGUUCGCUCAAACGUCGAGAAAAGUCUGAACGAGCUUUCUAAAGUCUGCUUCGUGUAAACUUUGUACGUGCGAAAAUGUAACAAUUUCGUCGAUCUACGAGGAUUUCUACGAUUGCGAUUGAAGGAUUCGCACGGAGGAAAGUACUAAAAACGCUCGAGGAUAUCAUUCGAUGUGGAAAACGCGCAGUCAACAUGUUCGCGUGCCUGUGGAAUUUCUUCGACUGGCUCGACCAGCCGGUGACCAGCUCAACACCUGGAAUGGACAACAAAAAGAUUGUCCAAUCGGCUACGCCGCCCGCUGUACCUGUCCAGGUACGUAGCAAACACGAUGGCUCGGGAGUGGCGGCUUCCAUAUCGGGGGUGCGCAGACGGAGCGGUCCUCAAGGGGGACUGCGUUCGCCCGCUGCGAAAAGGCCCCUCUCCGCCCCCGUUGCACUUCAGGGCUGGUUGCAUAAGCAAGGUUCGGAAGGUCUCAUGCUCUGGAAGAAACGUUGGUUCGUUCUCUCCGAAUACUGUCUCUUUUACUACAAAGGUCCGGAGGAGGAGAAACUGCUUGGUUCGAUAUUACUUCCUUCGUACAGAGUUACCGCCUGCAAACCCGAAGACAAAGUCAACAAGAAGUUUGCCUUCAAGGCCGAACAUGCAAACAUGAGGACUUACCACUUUGCAGCUGACAAUCGCGAGAGCAUGAACCAAUGGGUGAACGCACUUACUCUGGCGACCCUUCUACAAGAUCCUAAUCCUGGCGCAGGCGAGGCUGCAGUGGUAAUCGAGAUAGCGCAGGACGGCGAGCGAAGCGCCCGGCCUAGCGUCUCGUCGAUCUCGUCGAUCUUGAAUCAAAGCGCCGAUGAUAGCGACUCUGGCUUCCAUGGCUUUCAAUCGCGCGACGAUCCUAGCCACGCCUCGAACAACAACUCUAGCCCGAACAGCGCGAACACUGCCUCCUUCCCAAAUUUGAGCAGUAGCAAUAGCAAUGGCAAUUCCGCCAACAACAAUCAUGCGAGCGACUCGAGUCAUCCGAUGAUGAACGGUUGGGUGCCGCAGCAAUACGGUCAGCCUAGCACCUCUCAACCGCAGCAGCAGCAGCAGCAGCAGCAGCCGUACGGACAUUUGCAACAACUGCAACCGGGCCACUCGCACCAGCAUCAAGCAUUGUUGCAUCAACAUUUACCGCAUUCGAGUACGCUUCCGACUCAUCAGUCGUCGCAUCCGCACAAGCAUAUGAUCCAACAAUCACCGCAACAACAACAGCCGCCGUCUCAACAAUUGCCGCAUCCCAUUGCGAGCAACAUUCAGACGGUGCAGCCUAUGUCUCGAAAAUUCGGACAGCCGAUUUAUGCGAACGCACCGCCAAAACCGAGAAGAUUGACGGACGGUUCCACCGAGUACUCGACGCCGUCGCCGGAUCCGGAUUAUCGGAAAAGCCCGGUCUCGCCGGACGUUACGGUGACCAGUAAAAGCCCGAUGUCCGACUACGAGAGGAACAAUACGAUUUACGGCACGCGAAUGAAUCAGCCGUCGCAGCAUCAGAGUCUGCGGACCGAUAAGUCGGGCCUGAAUUACGGCUACGGUCAAAUCGUGCAACCGACGGAGAGGAGAACCCCGGACACGUACGGUCGUAGCGCGAAACCAAGAACCAGCAGCAGGAGCAAUGGCGAUUACGAGGAACUCUAUGGAACCCCGCCGCUCUAUCAAAGACCCGCGGGUCCGGUGGGUUAUACGAAGGGCGCGUCCCCGGCGCCAAUUCCCAUUCCCGUUUACGCGCAGCAACAACAUCUUCAACAACUGCUGCAUUCCCCCGUCACGCCGUCGAACAUGCCGAUGGUAAGGCAGCCGAGAACUCAACCGCCACCGCGACCGCAUAGCGCAGAUUUUCUAGAAUACGAAGCGGCAAGGCGACCUCAGCAACAACCCGCGCAAUGCGAGAGGCCGCCGGAUCAGCAGAGACGUCCGCAGAGGCCUAAGUCCAGUCUAGAUAUAGUGAAUCCGUCAGAUGUGACUAACGACGGUUACUUCUAUUCCGAAGAAAGAUACGCGGCGCAGAUGCGGCAGUCUGCGGUUUAUUUACAUCAAACACCCCAGCAUUAUCAACAACAGUGGAAUCAGUCUCUCUCGCGCGUUACGAUGCAGCCGAAACUGCCGGGUAUCCGCGAUAAGACCGACGAGAAUAGAAUAUCCAUAUUGCCGGAUUCCACCUGCCCCGCUCUGAGACGCACACAGCGAGAUCACGUUCAUGGGCAACACACGAUGCCCGCUCAGUCGCUGACGCAGAGACAUUCCGAGAUAAUGAGCUCCGACCCAAAAUUUCGAAGAUCCUUGCGCGAGAAGAGCUACGAGGCGAAUGGCCGCGAAGUACUAACGCAUGGCGGUGAGGAUAACACGAUUCCUCGAAGAGUACCGCGUGGCGAGUACGACGGGUGGGGGAGAACGACGGGUCACAGUGUCCACGGAACCCACAUCACUCAGACGUAUCACGCCGGUCACGCAGGUGGUGGCAGACGAUGGAGCGAGCAGCAGCAGUUUUGCAGAUCGGCGUCGGCGCGUCUGCCAAGGACACGGCAUCCCGCCGCGCUUGAUCCCGACGACGACGACUACGCCGAGAGGUCCUCCGAGCAGGAUUCGCGGGAUGGUGAACGCAAGAUUCAACAGCGCGAAGAGUCGAUGAAGCGGUUGCUGGAAUGGAAGCAGCGUAUGCUGCAAUCCCCGUUGACGCGAAAGCCAUCCGGUUCGGCCAAUCGGGGCAGGGCACAAAAUGAUCUUUCGAGUUACUACAAGCAACAGGCGCUGCUGGAUUUGGCAGCGCACGAGGCCGCUGUGGCGGAGAGUCGUCACUCUCGUAGGCGGGAGGAUGGGCAUCGUUCGCAUGUCAGGAGCAAGAGCUCGGACGGCCGUCGGGCUGCCGUCAACGUGCCACGAUAUAACAGCUAUUCCAGCGAUGACGAAGAGCUGGGAGAUGUCCGGAGGAAGCGCACGCGCAGACCCACGCAUGCAGGAAGGAGCCCCCGGCACGCCGGCGACGACCGGUCAUCGGCGGCAACGUCGAUCGUCCAGGAUCUCACGAUAUCCCCCGGCGGGAUCGGCGGCCGCACGAGCGUUAAUCAGACGUCGCAGUUGCAAAUGUUGAACACUCGCAAGACGAAUUCGGGUGGAAGCGCGGGCGGCAUACCGCCGGACGCGGGUUACGACGAGGUGAGUUUCCCGCCGCUGAUGAGAAACGAUUACGGGUAUGCGCCGUCAAUGAUGGAUAGGCGAUCGUCGUCCAGGAGGUCGAAUCCAGAUAUUACGUACGAGGAUUCCGCGAUCAAGCACAAGACUCCGAAGAAACCGUUGGGAAUCCUGAAGACCUCGACCGCUUACAGCUACGACCAGCGGCAAUUCGACGGGCAACAAGCCGGCGGUAAAAUCGAAAACAACACAUCGGAUAAUACGCGUGAAUAUUGCAGCAGCGAGUUAUGGCAGGUACAGAAAAACGUACAAUGGGAUGCCAAGGACGAUAACGAUGAAUGGGAUCCCGGCAUCGACGAGAGUAAAGUUAUUAAAGAAUUUUCUUAUCAGUAUAUUAAUCCUAAGAAAACGGCGGCGUCACCAAAAAUAGAAGAUGAGAAGUCCGAGAUCAUGAAUCUGGUGCAAAGCCGAAUCAGGUCCUUUGAGAUGAAUAUGGACAGCGCCAGUCCCGCCACAAUGGUGUUGUCUAUGCAGGAGCCGCUGAAGGUGUCGCCGCAACAGGCAACCGAAGCUCAUGUUUCGAAACUCGAUUGCGCGAAUAAGACCUCGUCCGUCAUACGUAGCUUUGCUCUGGGUGAUCCGAGCGUUUCGGAGAACGCUUCUAAGCACAAGAACGUAGAAGGACACGCUAAGCAAGCUUCGACUGACAGUAACAAGUCGGUCAAAGAUCUCCUAGCAGACUUUGAACGAAAAUCGCAACAGAUUAAUCAGCAAAAGUGUGAAAAGCGGCAAGAAUCAAAACAUUGUGAAGAUGACGGUAAUAAUGAUACGUUACAGUAUGACAUUGACAGUAAUACGGAACGUCGAGACGAUGGAAAAUUUGUCGAAAAAGAAAAUGGAGCAGAUGAAGUCGUUGCGCAACGUUUCGUUGCGGAUACCCUCUAUACUAGUAUGCAAGUGCAAAAUUCUGAUGAAUCUCGAAGCAAGAUGAUCAGCUCGAAAGACAAUCUGACUGAACAAUACGUGCCAUCCGAUGAUUUAGAUAUUAUCUCGAGUUCAAAUUGUGCCAGAACAAGCAUAACUGAAUCUUUGUUAACGUAUGGCGAUCAAUUCCCCGAUGAUAAUGAUCCGAUCAUUUCUAUUUCGAAGCAAGAGGACAUCAACAGCGAAGAUCAUUAUCUUCCUAUGUCUCCCAGAAAGGCUAUAUUAGAUCCAAAUAGCGACGACAGGCCGAAUCCUAAGAUAAUGGAAAGCCUGUUUGCCAACCUGGAGCAUGAGGAAAGCUCGUACGUGGAGAUGACACAGAACGGAAUGAAUCGCUCUCUUCUGGCACCAAAUGAGGACGGUGUAAAGCACGAUUCCGGUGAUUAUUCCACGCUGGACACAUCCCAUUACGAAUUCGUUUGCGUGUCGGACAGCAAAAUGGAACCGGUGUACAUGGAGGUGAGUCAGUUAUCCGAGAAGGAAGACGAAAAUAAUGAUAAAACAUCCUUGACGAAGAAGAAGAUCAACGAGAAUUCGCUGCAUUCCAGAAGUGAUUUGCCCGACAUUCUGACGGCGCUUAAAUCCGACAGUUCCGACGCCGACGACGAAUCGUCCAAGGAUCUCGAUUCUAUAGACGCGCCGCGGCAUCCACGUUUCAGUUUGUCCGACACCUUUCGACCAGCCUCCUAUUACUUGGGAGCUAGUCGUAACAUGAUCGCAGAAUUACAUGACUCAUCGGACAGUGAACUGGUCUCCCCGCCGCCGAUACCGACCUCACCGCCACCAUUAGAUGAUUUAGAUUCAUUGGAUAUGCAGGAAUCAUUAGAAAUAAAAAAGGUCUCGCCUCGGAUGGUUAUGACAAAAGAUAAUUCGAUGAAUCGCGACUCUCCAAAAUCUUGGAACAAAGCGAUGGGUCAGGUGGAAACGCAUAGGCCGCCGUCAAGAUUUUCCGACGCGACCAUCAGCUCCACCUUCAGAGGCAGCAGGAUAUCACUGGAGAGUGCAUCCGGGAGCGAUUCGGUCGAGCUUAGAAAUUCAGAGGAGGAAGCCCGCCACAGACAACUGAAAAGGAGACCUGUCAGCGACGAUGUUUGCGAAGUUUUGGACAGUCUAGAUGAGUUGGAGUCGUUGGGAAGUCGCUUUGACGGCGCGAGUAUCGACCUCGAUCAAUAUUUGGAGGAAUUGCAAGCUAGAGAUGCAUUUAACGUGGAUCUUUAUGCGAAGGAUCUGAGCUACAACAGCAUUUACGGAUUUAACGAGAACAUGCUAGUGGUCGAUAAACUGCAGAAAACCACGUGUCAGGAUCUGUCGAGAAAGAUGAAAUUAAUGUCCAACAAUCUCGACCGACCAUUCGAUUACUCCAGCAAAAACAAGACUGGCUCGGCGAGCAGUCUACCGUCUAUGAGAGUAUCCGAUCUACCCCCUGCUCAUCAACACUCGCAGUCUUUCACUGGUGAUACGCAUUACGAGAACGUUGCGAGCUUCUCGCCGCUUCGCAGUUCGCCGGCGAUUCGACCCGACAGCGAUGAACCGCCGCCGCGCGACAGGAUGCAGAGCGCGUCGCAGAGCAUUAGUGCACUGCCAGUUUCUCACAGCAGGGAUUCGAGUUACUCGAAUGCGUCGGCCGCGGCGUCAAUCGCGACGUCCAUGGUCUGUCAGAGACCCGCCAGCGCGCAAUCCUCGAUGUACUCCGCCGUCAAUGCGUUCACGUCCUCGGUGAAUCGCGCCAACGCGUACACGGAGCAGAGAUUCUCGUGCCAUUCGAGGUCCGCCAGUCACGACACGUGUGUGCGACACGUGUUACCGAAUCAUCGAUCGACCUCCAGCCAGGACUCGAGUCAUUACCCCAGCCCGACACCAGCAUUGCAGACCGCUAAUCCCGUUUUGCAACAGUCGUAUUUGCCGAACGUGAGCGAACAGCGUACUCAGAGCGAUCAAUCGGGAGCGCCCUAUUACUAUUCCGAUCUCCAAGCCAGUGUCAACAGUGCGAGCGACAUGGAGCUUGCCAAACCGAUGAUCGGUUAUACCUCGCGACUACCUCAGCUCAACAAUCAGAGGGACGACGCCGCGAUUGGCUUGAACAAGCGUAAUGACAUUGGUCGUAUAGUGAAUCCGAUCGCGCGACAGAUACCGCGGCAGAUUCAAGUAGACGAUAUAGACGAGGCUAGACGCAUCGCCGCGGAGUUAAGACGUACAACUUGCCAACUGUUGGGCGACAACAAGGCCGCUCUCGUAGAUAAACGUAACUUUUACGAGGCCGAUACACUGCGCCGAGUAAAGUCUACAGAUCCACUGCCAGAUGUAUCGUUGCCCGAGGCCAGAAACUUGUAUCCCCACGGUCUUAGAGAUAAAUCUGUUGAUCCAGGCAGCAUCGAUAAUACCGAACCGACACACAUCGCACAAACGUCUCAUCGUCGGUCGAGAUCUCUAGAGGGAUUACUCGACGACGUUGGUCUACAAAAUUUAGUAGAGCAGCGAAACCGAGCUAACCGAGCGGCGGCGACAGCGGUUUCAGUCGCUUCGACCAGUCAGAUCGAAGCAACACUGCAGAAUUUGUCGUCAUCCGACGAUCAUGGUGCUACGACUGAUAAUAAUUUCCAUACCGAGGAUCCUUGGGAGCAGGACAGUCUCUGGCGCGAGAGUCUGAGAAGGGUGAGUCUGCGGAAUGCCAGAUCUUUAGAUAAUCUGGACAGUCCGCCGAGACCUGGAAGGCACGGUGACACUAAGUCACGUGGUAGGAUCACCCGAGGAGCGACUUACGUGAAUGACAACAUCACUCUACGCAGGGACAUUUGCACGGAAGAGUCAUCGUGCGGCGAGCGGUCGCGAGUCAAACGUAGAACGAAACAGGAUCACGAUCAUCAAACGCGAAAACGAUCGAUCGAGAACGAUGACGAUGGCGACGAUGGCAACGACGUCAUCGCUUAUGGAACCUCGAUGGAACGAAUCGGCGCGGGUGGCUACGUAUGGGAUCCGCAGAACGAAGCCUACCGCAAAUCCACUACAGCGGACCACAGGAAUCAUUUUUUAGAGGACGGCAACCUUCCCCCGGCUCGCUCGAUUCCGGACGUCCGAAUGUCCGCGACGUCGUUCGAGCUCGACCGAGAGAAGCUCCGCCAAUGGGACCUGUUAUCGAGCGCCUGCUUACUCCAGGAACAGCAGCGCACCUCGAUGGCGGACUCGGGGCGAGGGUUGCCGGUCGCGGAACAGCCUGGAGAAGCUCACGAUUCAAGACUCGUCGUUGUCGCGGCGACAACGACGACGACGAUGACGAUGACAAUGACAAUGACGAUGACGAUGACGAUGACAACAACGACGACGCCGACGACGACGACAACGAUACCGACAAUGAGCACGGAGAUCGACAACGGGCAGGUAAACGUUAUCGUAAAGCCGAUCGAUACCGCGGAUGUACGCGACGUCUUGGCGACGAAGAUGCCGAUCAAGCAGCAGGAACCGUGUAAACGGGCUGCAGCAUCCGGCUCAGGAUCUGUGAUAGGAAGAGAUCCUCUUCCGCCUAGGGCCGUCAGCACGUCUCAUCUGCCUCAAAGAACGCUGACUCAACCGCCGACGGCGGUGUCCACACUUCCGUUACCGAGAAGCAGUGCCGGCAGCGGACAUCGGCAGCCGCCGCUUCCGCUCCAUCGCUCGACUCCACAGCAGCAACCAUCUAUGAGGCAGCUGGAUGGCGAGACCACCGCUCAGAUGCUGAGGGUCGUCAGUAAUGGCGACAUCGUCAAGGGUCCCGGCAUGGUUACCGGGAACGAGAUGAGAGACCUGAGGUUAGCGUCACCGAGCGGUCAUUCCACUCAGCGAUUGAUCAGCCCGGUCGGACAUUUGCGGGUCGCUUCGUUAAACGAUCAUCGUGUUUCCAGUCCCAGCGACAGCGAAAUAUAUGUGCAUAGUCCAAGCGAGAGAAAAAUGAUGAGCUCGAUCGGCAGGGAGGUCGAUCGAGGAGGUACAACGACGACGACAGGGCAGAGACAAAACCAGCAACGGAUGCGUGCGGAUUGUAGUGAACUGCUGCAUAAAAGGAGUAACGUCAACAGUUCCCUGAGAGCGGACGCCGGCGGCAGGCAGGUGACACAGAUUGGCGCAUCCGGGUUGGUGCGAGUCUCCGCCGGCGAGCUUCUCGGCAGGACCCACGAAGAACUGGUGCUGCUGCUAAUCCAAUUGCGACGUCAGAACGCGACGGUCCUCAAGGCGAUGGAGACGUGUCAUAUGGAGAUCGAGGCGCAGCAGGCUAGACUGGCGGAACUCGACACACCGAGACGACUGGAGAAUCUUCAAAAACUCGAGGAACUCAAGAGACACCUAAUGGAUCUCGAGAAGCAGUACGAGAAGAGCAAGCCUCUCGUGAAUCUCGUGGAUAAUAUGGUGAAAUUGGGUUCCUUGUAUAAUCGUAACACUGCCAACGGGACCAGCAAUGUUUCCGGUUCUCGCCACGAUCUCAUGCAUGAAAAUACGAGGGAUCAUCGCGACCGUCUGGAGUUUAAUCAGAGAGUGCAAGAGCAACGAUUGCUGGCCGAAGAACGCAGAGAUUGGGACAGAUUAAGUCCCGAUCAUGGACAGUUACAGGCUAAAGUGCAGCAGCUUUACAAACUCGAUCGAUUGCUUCAAGAGGAAUCUGGCACGCUGCACAGUCUCCAACAAGACAAGGAAAUACUCGAGAAGGCUUUGGGCGGGUUGCGGCAUAAACUGCAAGGUAGCAGAAGUAAUUUGGCCGAAGCCGAACGAUACCGGAAGCAGCAACUUCUGUUGGAGCGCGAGUUGAGCAGAGUGCGGGUGUUGCUAGCUCACAAUUCGAAGGUAAAACCGGUAUUCUUCCAGAAACUUGAGGAGACAGUAGCCGAAAAUGCGAGAUUGGAGCAAGAUUUAGUGGUAUUGAGGCAAAAAGUGCAAGCGUCCAGAAGAUACGCCGGUAAUGUGGCGCGAGACACUUCGAGUACGACCGCACCGCUGGAAGCGGAAUUACGACGAAUGCAACAACUUGUCGGCGAUCUGCAGAGACAAAGGAAGGAAUUGAGCAUUCAAGUUCGCCAACUGACAGAGAAAUCUCACAGUUUGGUGCAGCAAAUUCGCCCACAGCCUCUACAUGCUCCCCAGGUACAUCAUCCGAAAAAGCGUACGCAAAAUUCUUGGCUAGAAACCGACUUAGAUUCUGGAAUAACCCUGGAUCACGGUUUAGACUCACCAUCAAGUCCAUCUUUAUCCAUUUCACCUCCGAAUAAACAAAACGAUAAUUCUCAUCAACGAUAUGGCUCUCCUACGCAGUACAAGGAUUUAUCUCCGUUAAAUCGCCUACAAAAUCAACAAUCUUUCGCGCAACCCUCCCAAAAUCACAUAUCGGCGCUUUCGCCGCAAUUGCGCGAGCAGAUUCAACAACAUCAAUUAAAGCAACAAUUACUGAAAGAUCAAAUGCAAGGAAAGGGUAGCGCGAUCCAAGUGGCGCCUUUAUACGUUAAUACAGAUUCUAGAAUAACAGGCGAUUACGUUGCCGAUACGAGCAAGCACAAUGGAAACAUGUUGAAUGGCACGCCGAAUUCCGCUCCGGAAUAUAUUCCGCCGCCGCCACCACCGCCGCCGUCUUUGAAUGAGGAGACAUUACUAUCGAACGACAAUUAUAAACAAAAUGAGGACAACAAAUUCGCCGGAUUAAUGCACAAUCGUGAGAAGCAAGAGAUCAAGACGGUGCGUAUAGUAAAACGCGAAUCGGAAAGACGACAAAGGGAUCGCGGCGAUAGAACCGGCAAUAUUGGUAUUCCUCUAACAAACGGUCUUCAAGCACCAGGCGGCGCAAAGAGACUAUGCGACGAUGACUUGGGAGGUUCCCAAAAAUUCGAAAAAGCUCAACUGGGUAAAGUAGUAGAGGAAUCACCAUCGAUCAUUCACGCGCAAAGCACGGUUCAACUAUCUGAGCUAGACGAUGUUCAGUUCCAAAGAAGCAUGUCUCUACCGCGUGGUUUCGGCGGACAAAAACAGUAUUCUGGGAUACACUACGGGCCAGUGGUACCUCCACCACGCAGCGACAGCAUGCAUGCUCUGAAGAGCAUGAUGGCGCGGCGACAUAAAAUUAGGUUUGAAAGUCACGACGGCAGUUCCGAUAGCACUUUGUCGCCGUACACGGACAGCCCUACGUCCAGUUCAUACGUGCCGAUGAGUUCACCCAACUAUUCCACCGCAUCGUCGUAUAGCCCGAAUCAGAAUCAAAAUUAUACGCCGCAAGCGGCGAUGAUCACCACGCAGCCUCAUUAUCACAACCACUCGUUCGGACCAUCGUAUAGACAAUUUGAUAAAACCGUGACUCUCGCGGAUACUGUGAGCUCCGAAUUAACAUCGUCGACUAACGCUGGCGUUCACGAUGCGCGACUGGUCGCUGUCGCAACGUCGACGAAUGCAAACCAAUCCGAAUCACCACAAUUGUCGCCGGUGUUCAAAAGCGAGGCUGCCAAACAGAUUAUCAAAGAAAUGACCGAGAAGAAAGUGGAAGGACCGAGACGACGACAAAUACCGCGGGAGAAGAGGCGGCACUAUACUGUGUCUAGUAGUAAACCGGUGCUCGACUUAGAAGAUACUUUCUCGAAGAUGGGCAUGGGCAGAGCUAGAGAUGAUUUGGAUAUGGAAAGAGCGCUCAGACCCAGAAUAAACGCCCCUGAUGUGGUGCGUUCGACGUUAAGUCACAAAGAGUUGAAGUAUAAUGAGAGUACUAUAGAUCAGCUAUUAGGCACGCCCAACAAAAUUGUUAUCCCCGAGCGAUAUAUUCCCGAACAGACACCAGAGCUAACAGCGGAAGAACAGCAACAGCGCUUUAAAAAGGCAGAAGCGAUCAGGAAAAUGCUUUCAGAAACAACUGUGACUGCACCGGAAGGAGGUGACGAUGAUUCUAAUGUAGAAAAAUCAGAUACAUUAAAACGAAAAGUGGUGGAAGAAAAGCGACAGAGAGAACACAUUCUUCAACUUAAUCAGAUAUUGGCGAAGCAAGUGAUGGAGAAAAGUAAAAUGGUAGCAGUGAAAGCUCUGGCAACGCUUCCUCUGAAAACUGAAUCGAGUUUAGAUGAUGAGGAUCUCUCGCCUGUGGCUCCUUUACCACUUUAUCAGCAAAGGGAAAACUAUUACACGUAAGCAUCAUUUCAAGAGCACAAGCGACACUACUGCCAAUAUGAUGAAGAAAGAGAAAAGAGAGAAACAAGAAGGAACUUCUUCCGAGGAUUUAGUUGAGAAGCAUGCGAAAAUUGAUGCAUUAUACAGGAAAAAGUGCUUUUUAUUUGCAUUGAAUGCAAUUGUACAUAAUCAUUGACUAAAUAAAACGAUAAUAAAUAGCUGUCAUAUUUGUUAACGAUAAGGAUUCGUAAUAAAACAAUUACAUACAUAUAAAGAAAUGUUAAUUAAUUUAGACGCAGGCGGCGACUCUCUGCGUAAUUGAAAGAAUUGUUGAGUAUGUUAUCAGACUGAAUAUCUCUCAUAAUUCUCUUAAAUAAACUUAUCAGCGUUGCGAUUUAUUAUCAUUUUUUAUCGAUACUGACAUUCAGCAUUAAAUAAGCGUUACUUGUCGGAUGACAAAUUUUAAACGCGUGACGAAUUACCGGAUAAUUAUAUCCGUCUUUGAGAAACUUUUUAUCGCGUCUGUUCGCAAUCGAAAGUUCAUUUUCGAAAGUUUUCAAAUUGAUGCGUAUUUUAUAAGUAUACAAGACUAUUAUCUCGAUUGAGAGAGAAUCUGAUUUGGAUACCAUUAUUCGUAUCUCUCGUUUUACGUAUGUACAAUCAUUUUCACGAUUUUCAUGAACUUUUAUAUUGAUACAAGCGAGCGAUGAAAUUACCGCCACCAAAGCCUGAACGAAGUUAGUAACUUUAGAUUUAUAAUAGCGCGCGACAAAGGCUCUUUAUUUUAGUAACGACAUCGAUUCGUGCAUGCAAAUCGGAAAGAAAAGAAAUAGUUAUACGAGUAACUACCAAAAUGUCAAAAGCGCUAAAAUAUCGAGCCUUUCUUAGACUUUAUUCGCCGAACUCGAAAGGACAACGGCACCGACCGCGAAAAUUACCGUGUAAUUAGAUUGUGUAAUUAGAUUGUAACGAACGCAUGAUAUACAUACGCUUUUAAAGCGCCCGUUGUAUACAUAUAUAUAUAUAUAUAUAUAUGUACGAUUUUUCACGGGCCAUUGUAGCAUGGCAUAUUAAUGUUCAGAGCAGUCGUAACAGUCGUAACGAGUGCCAAAUUUCUCAUAAUGACGAACAACAACGAGCGAUUAAAAAAUCGUCACAGUAUCGACUAAGCGAAAUAUUGCAAGCCGAUAAAAGAUGCGAUAUACAGCGUUUAUUAUAAAAAUAAAACUCGCGAAAAAAAACGAAACUCGUAUGCAAUUAUAUAAUACUUUGUCAUCAUCAUUAAUUCUUUAUUCAUAAUAUCAUUAAUAUCAUUCUCCUUAAUUCGUAUUUCAUCGAUAUUUCAAGUCGAACUUGAUCCUUUGGGCCUACAUCUCAUGGAUUAUCUCGUGGAUUAGUAAAUACAAUUAUUUGAUACAAAAUAUUUCAAAAUAUAAGUAUAGAAAUGGUAAAGAUUUUUCAAAAAUGUUUACAGCUAAUUUAAAUUUCGAAUUAUUAAACUUUGAAAGGCAUAAAAAAGCAGAAAUUUAUAAUAUUUUUAAUAUAUUCUCUUGAAUAUAUAUAUUCCUUUUUCGGAAAAAAAAAAUUAUUUUUCAGUCGUUGACCGCGCGACAAAAAAAUUCGAAAUCAGCAGCCGGAAAAAGAUGAAGAAAUCAAUGCUGUGUAAUUUCAUAGAAAUAAUAGAAACUGAUUGAGACUGAUCGAAUAUCCAUGGGAUAUCCUAUCCGAUGCUGUAGGGAUGAUUCUCGAUUCUCUUCAUUGCCGCCCUCGAGCAUCUUUUGCAAUUUGGCGCGCGCGAACCACACUACAGAAUUCUUAUUGUUAGCACAAAUUUUUAUAUAACGAUAUAUAUCUCUACGCGCGCGAUACACUGUUGUCACUAUGUAACACUUAUUUCCAACACUAAUGCGCAUCUAUUGUACAUAAUCGUGCACAAUAUAACGCGAGGCACUCUCGAUAAAACUGGAAAAAUACACUCUCCUUUUUGAAGACGUGACGCACUUUGCAAAAGUCCACGAAGUUGACUUCGCAUGCGCGCAAAAUGGCGACGAUUAUCGAUAGUGUCGCCACCUUGCGAUAUCGACGCAAUCGCGCGCGCAUUUUGAUUUCAAAAGAUUUCGAUCCCGCUCCGUAAAGUCCUGCAAACGAAACGUUUUUAUCGCGUGGGAUACUCGAAUAUAUCCAUAAGCGAUUGAUACUAUUGAAAAAACACUAUGCGAAAAUUAAUCACGAGAAAAAGAACUGUUAUUGUUAUAAUGAUGAAAUAAAAAUAAUACAGCAAAAAUCGAUGAAACCAGCUUUCCCAGACAGCACACAAUAUUUAUAUAAAAAUAUGUACAAAAUAUUUUGUAUUACUGUCUUUGAUCAUUUAAUGUUGACUGGUAAAAUGAGCUUAAAUUAUUUUGAUACCCUGUCAAAGCGUCUAUUUUUUAUAAUACAUUAUUAUAUUAAUAUAAUUAUUAAUAUAAUAGGAAACUAUUUAAAUUGUAAAAAAAACUAUUUGUAUGUUAUUACUUACUUUUAACACAAUUUUUCUGAAUAUAUUUUCAACUACUGUUUUGAACUUCUACUGUCGACUUCUGUUGGUGAACACAGAGAGAGAUGUUAAAUUUCAAGUGCUGAUAACAAAAGCAAAGUCGCCAAAAACGGGUCGCGGCUCAGCAGUAGAAGGGAUAACGCACACAAGCAUAAACCGCAGAGCGCUCUGCGCA
Molecule: messenger RNA, 14737 nt
Organism: Formica exsecta
Lineage: Eukaryota; Metazoa; Arthropoda; Insecta; Hymenoptera; Formicidae
Exons: 29
Coding region: 969-12047 (3692 amino acids)
Source: RefSeq, a predicted model, not a curated record